AUGGGGCCUCAAACAUUACAGAUGAGGAAACCGACUACACACCACAGAAAUGAGGAAACCGACUACACAUCACAGAAGUCUGAAAGACCAAAAGAUGUCACACUAACACAUGGGGCCACAAACAUUACAGAUGAGGAAACCGACUACACAUCACAGAAGUCUGAACGACCAAAAGAUGUCACACUAACACAUGGGGCCACAAACAUUACAGAUGAGGAAACCGACUACACGCCACAGAAGUCUGAACGACCAAAAGAUGUCACACUAACACAUGGGGCCACAAACAUUACAGAUGAGGAAACCGACUACACACCACAGAAGUCUGUACGACCAAAAGAUGUCACACCAACACAUGGGGCCACAAACAUUACAGAUGAGGAAACCGACUACACAUCACAGAAACUUGAGGAAACCGACUACACAUCACAGAAGUCUGAAAGACCAAAAGAUGUCACACUAACACAUGGGGCCACAAACAUUACAGAUGAGGAAACCGACUACACACCACAGAAGUCUGAAAGACCAAAAGAUGUCACACUAACACAUGGGGCUACAAACAUUAGACUUGAGGAAACCGACUACACAUCACAGAAGUCUGAAAGUCCAAAAGAUGUCACACUAACACAUGGGGCCACAAACAUUUCUGAUGAGGUAACCGACUACACAUCACAGAAUACAGAUGAGGAAACCGACUACACAUCACAGAAGUCUGAAAGACCAAAAGAUGUCACACUAACACAUGGGGCCACAAACAUUACAGAUGAGGAAACCAACUACACACCACAGAAGUCUGAACGACCAAAAGAUGUCACACCAACUCAUGGGGCCACAAACAUUACAGAUGAGGAGACCGACUACACAUCACAGAAGUCUGAAAGACCAAAAGAUGUCACACUAACACAUGGGGCCACAAACAUUACAGAUGAGGAAACCGACUACACACCACAGAAACUUGAGGAAACCGACUACACAUCACAGAAGUCUGAAAGACCUAAAGAUGUCACACUAACACAUGGGGCCACAAACAUUACAGAUGAGGAAACCGACUACACACCACAGAAGUCUGAAAGACCAAAAGAUGUCACACUAACACAUGGGGCUACAAACAUUAGACUUGAGGAAACCGACUACACAUCACAGAAGUCUGAAAGACCAAAAGAUGUCACACUAACACAUGGGGCCACAAACAUUACAGAUGAGGAAACCGACUACACAUCACAGAAGUCUGAAAGACCAAAAGAUGGCACACUAACACAUGGGGCCACAAACAUUACAGAUGAGGAAACCGACUACACACCACAGAAAGAUGAGGAAACCGACUACACAUCACAGGAGUCUGAAAGACCAAAAGAUGUCACACUAACACAUGGGGCCACAAACAUUACAGAUGAGGAAACCGACUACACACCACAGAAGUCUGAAAGACCAAAAGAUGUCACACUAACACAUGGGGCUACAAACAUUAGACUUGAGGAAACCGACUACACAUCACAGAAGUCUGAAAGACCAAAUGAUGUCACACUAGCACAUGGGGCCACAAACAUUACAGAUGAGGAAACCGACUACACAUCACAGAAGUCUGAAAGGCCAAAAGAUGUCACACUAACUCAUGGGGCCACAAAAAUUACAGAUGAGGAAACCGACUACACAUCACAGAAGUCUGAGAGACCAAAUGAUGUCACACUAACACAUGAGCCACAAACACUACAGAUGAGGAAACUGAAUGAGGAAACCGACUACACAUCACAGAAGUCUGAAAGACCAAAAGAUGUCACACUAACACAUGGGGCCACAAACAUUACAGAUGAGGAAACCGACUACACAUCACAGAAGUCUGAAAGACCAAAAGAUGUCACACUAACACAUGGGGCCACAAAGAUUACAGAUGAGGAAACCGACUACACACCACAGAAGUCUGAACGACCAAAAGAUGUCACACUAACACAUGGGGCCACAAACAUUACAGAUGAGGAAACCGACUACACAUCACAGAAGUCUGAAAGACCAAAAGAUGUCACACUAACACAUGGGGCCACAAACAUUACAGAUGAGGAAACCGACUACACACCACAGAAGUCUGAACGACCAAAAGAUGUCACACCAACACAUGGGGCCACAAACAUUAGAGAUGAGGAAACCGACUACACAUCAUAG
Molecule: messenger RNA, 2154 nt
Organism: Schistocerca piceifrons (Central American locust)
Lineage: Eukaryota; Metazoa; Arthropoda; Insecta; Orthoptera; Acrididae
Exons: 7
Coding region: 1-2154 (717 amino acids)
Source: RefSeq, a predicted model, not a curated record